This is a messenger RNA of Rosa chinensis, 1110 nucleotides long. RefSeq names its product axial regulator YABBY 1. Gene Ontology annotation, biological process: regulation of leaf development; abaxial cell fate specification; cell fate commitment. The record is from RefSeq and is a predicted model, not a curated record. Bases 215 to 877 code for a protein of 220 amino acids. Lineage: Eukaryota; Viridiplantae; Streptophyta; Magnoliopsida; Rosales; Rosaceae. Gene Ontology annotation, cellular component: nucleus. The transcript is spliced from 7 exons.
CUUCUCUCUCUCUUCCCCUUAUGAUUCUCUCUCUUGUUGUUGUUGUAGUUGUUCCGUAAUAGUAACCCAACACAAGAAUCAACCAGCAGCAGAUCAGAUCCGAAGGAAGUUUAUCUGUCCAUCUAUCAACUGAUCGAUCAGUCAAUCCCAUCAAUCAAAUCACAAUAAUAUCAAUAAUCGUAGAAAGUGAGAUUAGAAGAAGAUAUCAUUAAAAAUGUCUGCUGCUGCCUCUUCCAACACUGUCUUUUCAUCACCGGACCACCUCUCCCCCUCCGAUCAGCUCUGCUAUGUUCACUGCAACUUUUGUGAUACUGUUCUCGCGGUAAGCGUUCCUUGCAGCAGUUUGUUCAAGACAGUGACGGUCCGAUGCGGCCAUUGCAGCAACCUGCUCUCCGUCAACAUGCGCGGCCUUCUUCUCCCUGCUGCAGCUAACCAACUUCACCUCGGACAUUCUUUCUUCACUCAGAAUCUCCCGCAGGAGGAGAUCCGAAACGCCCCAUCAAACACGUUCUCAAAUCAGCCUAACAUGAUGAUGAACGAAUCAUUUAUGCCGAUGAUUCGAGGAGUUGAGGAGAUACCUAAGCCUCCACCUGUUGUUAACAGACCUCCGGAGAAGAGACAGAGAGUGCCAUCUGCCUACAACCGCUUCAUCAAGGAAGAGAUACAACGUAUCAAAGCUGGAAACCCUGAUAUUAGCCACAGAGAGGCCUUCAGUGCUGCUGCCAAGAAUUGGGCCCACUUCCCUCACAUCCACUUUGGCCUGAUGCCUGAUCAACCCGUGAAGAAAGCCAAUAUUCGCCAGGAUGGAGAGGACAUGCUCAUCAAAGAUAAUGGAUUUUUCAGCGCUCCUGCAAAUUUGGGUGUCUCCCCCUACUAAGAAUAAUUAGUGUUUCCUAUUUCAUCUGUUUGAUAUGGACUUCAACUACUAGUAGUAGGAAUCGCAUGAAUCCUAAGCUUUCUUAUAAGAAGACUGCAAAAAUUUGGGUUGCAUGGUUAUGAUACCAGUAACGACUGGAUCUUGUUCAAGCUUAAGAAUUAAUGCUCUAUUGAACCCACAUUGUGAAAAAGACUGUUUUUAAGGAAGGUAUAUUAAGAUCGUAGUGUUUAAAA